Messenger RNA from Oncorhynchus tshawytscha (Chinook salmon), 3428 nucleotides. Its product is annotated as protein phosphatase 1A-like. The transcript has 5 exons. Gene Ontology annotation, molecular function: protein serine/threonine phosphatase activity; manganese ion binding; magnesium ion binding. The coding region runs from base 1504 to 2799 and encodes 431 amino acids. The record is from RefSeq and is a predicted model, not a curated record. Gene Ontology annotation, cellular component: cytosol; nucleus. Gene Ontology annotation, biological process: positive regulation of canonical Wnt signaling pathway; negative regulation of canonical NF-kappaB signal transduction; protein dephosphorylation. Lineage: Eukaryota; Metazoa; Chordata; Actinopteri; Salmoniformes; Salmonidae.
GUUAGAGCACACCUGUCACCACCGUUACACGCAUAAUGACACUCACCUGGACUCCAUCACAUCCUUGAUUACCUGCCCUUUAUUUUAUUCCCCAGUCGUCAUUGUUCCUGUUUUAUGUCGAUGCGCUGUUUGUGUUUCUGGUUUUGUUCAUUUAUUUCUUAAACGUAUUCACUCCCUGAACUUGCGUCCCGACUCUCAGCGUACAUCUGUACAAUCCGAAACGCAACCAAAAUAAACUGUAAAUACAUCCAACAAGUUUGUAGAGCCACAAGCUUGAUGUAGUCACAUGGUAAGAAUAUGGGACCAAAUACUAACGUUUCGACUACUUUAAUAUACAAGUGAAUUUGUGUAAAAAAAUAAAAUAAAACACGUCUUCAAAUGGGGGGAAUAGAUAAAGCGCACUCAUUUCUAAAUGGUAAAACACGAGAAAUACCCUCAAAUAAAAGGUGACAUUUCAGUACUGUCACCUCAUCUGAAUCAUUUGAUCUCCAAUCCAAAACGUGGGAGUAUAGAGCGAAAUUUACACCGUUUAGCUUCACUGUCCAAAUAAAUACAGGCGAGUGUAGGUUACUUACUCAUUCACUUCUGUACCUGACCGCCAUAGAGCGGGUUCCAUCCCCAACCUGAACAAAUAACGCGACAUAUAACGGGCUCUAUAGAUAGCGUGAUCAGCUCCCAACCUCAUGUAUACACAAUUUUAAAUCCAGUAAUCUACAAGACCACGCCAGAAUGACUGCAUCUAAAAUAGGUCAGAAACUGCAAAUGCACGCCAGGUAAUUAUCUUAAGAGAAACAGCGGAGGUGGAUGAGGAAAUGCCUACACUUAUACCAUGUGUGUGUGGCAUCGUGUUAAAGAGAAAGAGAGUGGCGGACUAUAUUCAGUGAAUAAAUUGCAAACAGUUCUGAACAUAAACUGCAGGGAUCUAGUUAGAAUGAGCUCUCCCAACUCUCUAUCUGUCCACCGUGCUGCUAUGGAACGCUGACAGGCUCAUAAUCCAUACUGUUCAUUCGGUCAUGCAGUGCUAAUCUAAGAUCCCUCGCAGGUUGGAGAUUAACUAGUAGCAGAGCGAGAGAGAGAGGCAGUGACCAUAGAUUUAGGCCAAUAGCAUCACAGGGCAAACACUGGCCAGGGACAGGAGAGAAAGAGCGGUAGAAAGACAAGAGAAGGAGAGAGAGUGGGCGCCAUACAGACAUACAGACAACACAUACACAUUGAGACAAACGCUAGGAAUCCAGAAACUACGCCCACAAGCUAGUUUUACAAAGACAAGGAUGGCCACCACGAUUUCUGCCAGUAUCUAGUGAAGCCCACCUGAACACAACUCUACAGUCCGGAGUUGACACAUUGUCCACGUGCUCAGCGUGUCCAGUGGCUUGUGACGGAGCUAAACCCACUGCCCUGGACCUGCUGCGGGGGACACAGACUGGGAGAAGGAGGAGAGAGGGGAACAAGAGGACCAGUGCCAGGUCAGGAAAGAGACUCGAGCGGCACCUCCGAGGAGCCAUGAGGACAGCCAGGCGGGCCAGCACCGUGGAGGUGCCCUCCUUCCUCCGCCAGCUAGCCAAGGAGACAGAGAAGAUGGUCACCUUCUUCUUUAAGGGGGGACAGAGAGAUGGCCAGGAGGGGAGCGAAGAGGACUUCAGUGAUGAGGAUAAUGGGCCGAGCGUCUACCUGGACCGGCCCGUCCUGGAUAAACACACGGCCGAGGGGAGGUCUCAGUGGGGGGUGAACUAUGCAACGGCCAGCAUGCAGGGCUGGAGGGCGCAGAUGGAGGACGCCCACACCUGCAUGCCGGAGAUGGGAGGGGAGCUGGCGGAGUGGGGCUACUAUGCAGUGUUUGAUGGACACGCUGGCAACACGGUGGCACAGUACUGCUCCCAUAAUCUGCUGCAACACAUCCUCGCUACAGGGCGCGUAAAGGCACAGGAGGACCCUGACGACGUGAAGGAGGGGAUCGUCGAGGGCUUCCUGGCCAUUGACAGCCACAUGCACACACUGACGCGCCAGGAAUGCUGGGAGCGCAGCGGCUCCACGGCGGCCGCCGUCAUGCUCUCGCCGCAGUACGUCUAUUUCGUCAACUGUGGCGACUCGCGGACACUCCUCUGCCGCGACGGCCAGGUCAUCUUCUACACGGAGGACCACAAGCCCUUCAACCCCAGGGAGAAGGAGCGGAUACAGAACGCGGGCGGCUCGGUGACCCAGCAUAGGGUGAACGGCUCCCUCGCCGUGUCCAGGUCCUUGGGAGACUUUGACUUUAAGGAGGUGGACUGGAGGUCCCAGACUGAGCAGCUGGUCUCCCCAGAGCCAGAGGUGUACGAGCUGGAGAGGUCCCCGCAAGACGAGUUCCUCAUAGUGGCUUGUGACGGAGUGUGGGACGCCAUUGGCAACGAGGAGCUGUGUGCGUUCGUCCAUAGUCGCCUGCAGGUGUGCGAUGACCUGAGGGAGAUCUGCAACCAGGUCAUUGACCUCUGCCUCUAUAAGGGUAGUUUGGACAACAUGAGCAUCAUCAUCGUGACCUUCCCUGGUGCACCCCAGGUGUCACAAGAGGCCCUACAAAAAGAGGCCGAGCUAGAGACAAUCCUCGAAGCCAAAGUGGAAGAGAUUGUCAACUUGCUAAAGUCACGGGACAAGGACCCUGACCUGCUGUACGUGAUGAAGUUUCUGGUCUCUGAGGACAUACCUGGCCUGCCACCAGGGGGAGGAGUCACCAGCAAAAGAGACUGUGUCAUCUCUGCAUAUCAGAAGUUUGUAACACCCUUCAGAUCUCUGGAACCAAUGGUAGGAGAAGACCAAACAUAGUGCAAGAGCGUGCCCUCUGUCUCACUAAAUACAUAAGCGCAAACUGGACUAAAAUGUAACUACGUUACUUCCCCCCCCGACACGUAAUUGACGUGUCGCAUUCCAGGACAUCAGAGGAUCUGAAGAGUCCAACUAGUCGUAUCCAUGGAAAUGUAUUCUUCAGCCUCGCGUAUCCAUGGCGACCAUUUAGAAUUGGGGCCUCCGCUUUUCAGCUGAGCAAUCAGCCAAUAGCUAAAUAAAGAACUAUGGUGGGAGGGGGUGUGACCUGGGCCUGCCCUUAGCCAAUCAUCUCUUCUCUGUUCCUCAUUUGCACUGUCUAUCAAUAAGUCUACUGUACCAUCAGAUAAUAUCAAAUAGUUAGCAUUAUUCCAGUAAGGGAAGAAUUACAUAUUCCAAAACUAUUCUUUAAAAAACAUGAUAAUUAGAUAUAAUAUUUAUUAACUUUCUUACUUUACACUUUACAGUGCCUGGGUAGUUAAUUCACUUCAAGACUAGAAGCUUAUGAAUAAGGCUGAUCAUGUUAUUUCAUUUAAAAAUCUAACGGAUAUGUUUAAGCAGUGUGCAACUCCAUACUGCCGCAACAAAUUCAAUUGAAAAAAAAAACCCUUCAACCAUUGCAGACCAGUGAA